AUGGUGCAGCCUGUUGUUUCCCUCGAGAAGGACGAGGAGAGCUCGCUCUUGCUGCAGUCCACCGCCGGCGACCUAUCCUGGCGCUUAAACUUCGAUGGCUUUCAGUUGUCUCCAGAGCACAAGGAGAAGAAACCUCCUCGUGGCCUCCAUGAUUGCUAUGGGGUUUUGAGUCCUGAAGAUUAUGUGGCUGAGUACUACCAGCAGCAGGUAGAAAUGCUUGAGGGAUUUAAUGAAAUGGAUGCCUUAACUGACCGUGGUUAUGUUCCUGGAAUGUCAAAGGAAGAACGUGAAAAGUUAGCAAAGAGUGAAACAUUUGCAAUCAGAAUAUCAAAUGUUGCCAAUUUGGUUUUGUUUGUAGCUAAAGUCUAUGCAUCAAUCAGAAGUGGCUCCCUUGCUAUAAUUGCAUCCACGCUGGAUUCCCUUCUUGAUCUUUUAUCUGGUUUCAUCCUAUGGUUUACUGCAUUUUCCAUGCAAACACCAAACCCGUACCAGUAUCCUAUUGGGAAAAAACGUAUGCAGCCUUUGGGUAUUCUUGUUUUUGCCUCUGUCAUGGCAACUCUUGGAUUACAGAUAAUAUUGGAGUCAAUUCGGACUCUCUUAUCAGAUGAUUCUGAUUUCAAGUUAACCAAGGAGCAAGAGCGAUGGGUUGUUGGCAUUAUGCUUUCAGUUACUCUGGUGAAAUUGCUCUUAGUUGUUUAUUGCCGUGCUUUCACCAACGAGAUAGUCAAAGCGUAUGCACAAGAUCAUUUCUUUGAUGUGGUCACAAAUGCUAUCGGCCUCGUUGCCGCACUCCUCGCCAAUUAUAUAGAUGAUUGGAUGGACCCCCUUGGAGCUAUUAUUCUGGCUUUAUACACCAUCCGCACCUGGUCGAUGACGGUAUUAGAAAACGUGAACUCCCUUGUUGGAAGAUCAGCUGCCCCCGAGUAUCUACAGAAACUGACCUACCUAUGUUGGAACCAUCACAAGGCAAUCAGACACAUUGACACAGUCCGGGCAUACACWUUUGGGUCUCACUACUUUGUCGAGGUUGACAUCGUCCUGCCUGGAGACAUGCCACUGGAAGAGGCCCAUGACAUCGGUGAGUCGUUGCAGGAAAAGCUGGAGCUCCUACCGGAAAUCGAGAGGGCCUUUGUUCAUCUCGAUUACGAGUACAAGCAUAAACCAGAGCAUGCACAGGCGCACUCUUAGAACAAGGCAAAACAUGGUGCAUUCUUCAACUCUACAUUCCGCAUGUUCAUUUGUGUGGUGAAGUGUAGUUAAGUAAAGUACAACAAGAUCGGUUUCGGUCUCUAAUUUGCCUUAUUCUAUCUGAAUGCUGUGGAAUUUCUUUGGUAAUUUUUGGAGAAAAGAGAACCUGGCAACUGUAUAAAAAUUGAAAAUUCUCAA
Messenger RNA from Momordica charantia (bitter melon), 1386 nucleotides. It is a transcript of the gene MTP11, whose product is annotated as Cation efflux family protein. Gene Ontology annotation, molecular function: manganese:proton antiporter activity. NCBI's taxonomy places the organism in Eukaryota, Viridiplantae, Streptophyta, Magnoliopsida, Cucurbitales, Cucurbitaceae. Gene Ontology annotation, cellular component: membrane. Gene Ontology annotation, biological process: monoatomic cation transport; transmembrane transport. The record is from RefSeq and is a predicted model, not a curated record.